CACAAUGAAAAGACGCUGAGAAAAUCGCUCGGAAUUGAAAAUAAAUUGAAGGUCCAUAUAAACAUUUCGGUUGAUUCUUUUUGGAUGCACGCAUAAAUCUUCUGUCCACAAACAACAGAACAUAAAUAACUUACACACAUAAAAAACAACACAGAAACACACAAAUUAAAACGAGUGAAUGCGAACAACACCCCCAAACAUAGAGCCGCAACGAUGAGCGAUAACUCCCCCUCUGUGCCCUUGGCGGACUUCAUAGAACCGCCCAAUCCCACUGAAGACGAACCAUUUGUGCCCCUGGCUGCGCCCAGCAAAAUGAACGAAACGCCAGUGGCAGCGUCUGCCACGCCUGCCAGCACACCCACCAGCAAUGGCACGCCCACGCAGGCAGCAGCACCUGUGGCGGCUCCAGCUGCAGUAGCGACUGCAACCACCAGUGUGGCACCCAGCAGCAGCAGCAGCAGCGAGAACAGCAUCUUCUCCAUACUCUAUACGGUGGGCAAGAAGGUGACCAUUGUGGGCUCCAUUUAUCUGGUGGGCUACAUGGGCUGGUCGGUGGCAUGGCUGAUAGCGCCCGUCAUACUGUCCGUGGCGCGGGAUCAGCUGGGCAAGACCUCGGCCAAGAAGCGGGACAUAGCCAAGGCCUCGGCGCUGGCGUGCGAAAAGGAUGUGAUUCUGGCGCGCAUUGACGAGCUGCCCGCUUGGGUGUACUUUCCCGACGUAGAGCGUUGCGAGUGGCUGAAUAAGAUCCUAAAACAAGUCUGGCCCAAUGCCAAUCAUUUUGCACGCACUUUGGUCAAGGAAACCAUCGAACCGAAUGUGGCUUUGGCUUUGUCCAACUACAAGAUGAACGGCUUUCGCUUUGAUCGCAUUAUCCUGGGCACCAUUCCACCGCGCAUUGGCGGUGUGAAGAUCUACGACAAGAAUGUGGAUCGCAACGAGAUCAUCAUGGAUCUGGAUCUGUUUUAUGCCAGCGAUUGCGACAUCAAUUUUUACUUGGGUGGCAUGAAGGGCGGCAUCAAAGACUUCCAGAUCCAUGGUUGGGUGCGUGUCGUCAUGAAGCCACUGAUCCGUUCGAUGCCACUGGUGGGGGGACUGCAGAUAUUCUUUCUAAACAAUCCAAAUAUUGACUUCAAUCUGGUGGGUGUCAUUGAUUUCAUGGACAUGCCCGGCCUCAGCGAUUUGCUGAGAAGAAUUAUUGUGGAGCAAAUUGGCGCCGUGAUGGUGUUGCCCAACAAGCUGCCAAUUUCGCUGAGCGAAGAGGUGUCCGCGGUGGCGCUGAAGAUGCCAGAACCAGAGGGCAUUCUGCGCAUUCAUGUGGUGGAGGCCAAGGACCUUAUGAAAAAAGACAUCAGCAUGUUGGGCAAGGGCAAAUCGGAUCCCUAUGCCAUCAUCAAUGUGGGCGCCCAGGAGUUCAAGACGCAAAUCAUUGACAACAAUGUGAAUCCCAAGUGGGAUUACUGGUGUGAGGCGGUUAUUUUUACCACCAUAGGCCACUUAAUUGGGUUUUCUUUGUGGGACUAUGAUCAGACAAUGCCAGGUGUACAAAACGAUGAUGUAUUGGGCAGAGCCAGCAUCGAUAUAGCCAGCGUGAUCAAGAAAGGCGUUGUGGAUAGCUGGCUGACCCUAGAGGAUGCCAAGCACGGGCUGCUGCAUGUGCGCCUGCAGUGGUACAAACUCACAGCGGAUCCGAAUGAUUUGCAGCAGAUUCUGCUGGAAACGCAGCUGCUGCGCGUUACCUCCAUGAGUUCGGCGGUGCUCAGCGUUUUCAUUGACUCGGCCAGGCAUCUGAAGCAAGCUCGCUCCAGCUCCAAGCCCGAUCCCUACCUCGUGUGCAGCCUCAACAAGCAGAAACAGCAAACGGCCAUGAUCAUGCGCGAUGAUUCGCCCGUGUGGGAGCAGGGCUUCACCUUUCUGGUCAGCAAUCCCGACAAUGAGAGUCUGAACAUUAAGAUCUAUGACCAGAAGACAGGCAACGAUAUCGGACAGUACACUUACACGCUGAGCACGCUGCUCAAGCAGUUCAACAUGGAGGUCAUCCAACAGCCCUUCCAACUGCAAAAAUCUGGACCCGAAUCGAAGCUUUAUAUGUCGCUGUCGCUGCGAAUAUUGAAGCCAGGGGAAAUCGACAAGGAAUCGGAUGCGCUGGAGCAAGUGGCGGCACUGACACGCAGCAGCUCUGUGAAGACGCCCGAUUUGACAGUGGUGGCACCACCAGCGUUUAAGGAUCCCAGCCAAGCGCCCAACAAACGUCAGUCCACCGAGUCACCCAUCAGUGAGGAGGAGCUGGCAGUGCCGUUGAAAAUCUCACCAGCCAUGUCUGCCUCCACAUCCAGCGAGAAGCCAAUUAGCGAGCUGGCCGCCUCCGUGUUGACUCAUCGCUUUCCCGACACAAGCUCCACGGCGGGCGAACACGGCCUCGGACGCAUACAAAUGUCCAUACGGUACAGUGCCCAGCGCCAGAAGCUCGAUGUGACGUUACACAAGAUCGUGAAGAUUCCGCUGCGUGACCCGAGCAACAUCCCCGAUCCGUAUGUUAAGUUGUAUUUGCUGCCUGGGCGCACCAAGGAGUCCAAACGCAAGACGGGCGUGAUCAAGGAUAACUGUAAUCCGGUUUACGAUGCCUCAUUCGAGUACCUGAUUUCGAUAGCGGAGCUCAGGCAGACGGAGCUGGAGGUGACGGUGUGCACACAGAAGGGUUUUCUGUCCGGCGGCAGUCCCAUUAUUGGCAUGUUGAAAAUACCUCUGGACGACAGUGAGAUUACGACACCAGCGGGUCUGAACACUUGGUUUGACUUGCAGCCGGAAAUGCGACACGAAUGAAACCGAGAGUGUCACAUCACAAAACAGCACCAAUCAAUCAAUCAAUCAAAAACUCAACAAGAACUAAAUCACUUUUUUACCAAUCGCACUUGACGCCUUUUGUAUUUGUUGUGUACCCAUAAUUUCUGUGUAUAACUUUGGUCAAUGGUCCCUGGUGGUCGGUGUCCCUGGAACCACUUAAACCAAACCGAAACCAAACAAAAAAUCUCUUAGUCGUGCCUCUAUAUUUAUAACUAUCAACUUAUUGUAGUCAAAUAAAUCGAACUGUGUUUUCAACAAAGCA
Messenger RNA from Drosophila subobscura, 3103 nucleotides. It is a transcript of the gene Esyt2, whose product is annotated as extended synaptotagmin-2. The record is from RefSeq and is a predicted model, not a curated record. Gene Ontology annotation, biological process: lipid transport. The transcript is spliced from 11 exons. Lineage: Eukaryota; Metazoa; Arthropoda; Insecta; Diptera; Drosophilidae. Gene Ontology annotation, molecular function: lipid binding. Bases 214 to 2820 code for a protein of 868 amino acids.